CUUUAAUCUUUGUUUAAUGUUUAAAUCUGUUUAAUAUGAUUCCUUUCACAGACAUGUUAGACUACACACUGUUUUUGUCUUUGGUGGUUUUGGUGUCGGUGGAACAUGCUUCUAUGGCAUCUGCUCCUCUACAAAUAGUAAAUGAAGAGCUCACCCACACAGAAGCCAUCAGGGAUGUUGAGACACCUCUGAACCUCACCAGGACAAACUUUGAACGUUUGGACCACCUGAGCAACAGAUCCAGAUAUGUUGCAAGGAGCUGUAAAGAGAUCAUGGACAGAUAUGGUGAACGAGAAGAUGGGUUGUACUUCCUGACCACUGCUAAUGGCAUGGUCUAUCAGACUUUCUGUGACAUGACCACCGCUGGAGGCGGCUGGACGCUGGUGGCGAGCGUCCACGAGAACAACCCUUCUGGAAGGUGCACAGUGGGUGAUCGCUGGUCGAGCCAGCAGGGCAACAAUGCUGACCUGCCAGAUGGAGAUGGGAACUGGUCCAACAGAAACAUGUUUGGAACUGCAGAGGGUGCCACCUCGGAUGAUUUUAAGACUCCAGGUUACUAUGAUAUAGUAGCAGAAGACAUGUCUGUGUGGCACGUUCCCAACAACUUCCCAGUGGAGCACUGGAACCUGGCAGCCAUCCUCCGCUACCACACUAGCAACCGCUUCCUCCGCCUGUAUGGAGGAAACCUCUUUGAGCUCUUCAAGCGAUAUCCAGUGAGAUACAACGUUGGCUCGUGCAGCAACCGAGGCCCAGCUGUUCCCAUUGUGUAUGACCAUGGAGACAGAGAGUCCACCAAGAUGUUUUAUGGACCCAAAUCAAGAGCGGAGUCUGAGCCAGGUUUCAUCACAUUCAGACCAAUAAACAACGAACGUGCAGCCAUGGCUAUCUGCUCCGGGGUCAAACCGACCACUGGAUGCAACACUGAACACUACUGUAUAGGAGGAGGUGGAUAUUUCCACCCUGUCCAGUGUGGAGACUUCCCGUCAUUUGAAUAUGACUCUCUGGGAGAAACGCAAGGCUGGAGUGCUUCCAAAGAGAUGAUUGAGGCUGCUGUGUUACUGUUCUACCGCUGAGAGGAUUAUUUUUCAUGUACAUUGUAAAGUCAGUAAAUCACACAUGAAAUACAUUUUAAACAAAUUCAAAUGAUUGUAAACUUAAAGUAAAAUAUCACAUUAGUUAUGAAUGAGAAUGAGUUUGUCAUAAAUAAUUAAUAUUACAUU
Messenger RNA from Larimichthys crocea (large yellow croaker), 1220 nucleotides. RefSeq names its product intelectin. The transcript is spliced from 7 exons. Bases 36 to 1073 code for a protein of 345 amino acids. NCBI's taxonomy places the organism in Eukaryota, Metazoa, Chordata, Actinopteri, Sciaenidae. Gene Ontology annotation, molecular function: oligosaccharide binding. The record is from RefSeq and is a predicted model, not a curated record.